Messenger RNA from Mustela erminea (ermine), 3976 nucleotides. RefSeq lists its product as uncharacterized. The record is from RefSeq and is a predicted model, not a curated record. NCBI's taxonomy places the organism in Eukaryota, Metazoa, Chordata, Mammalia, Carnivora, Mustelidae. The coding region runs from base 681 to 1445 and encodes 254 amino acids. The transcript is spliced from 4 exons.
GCUCCUUCUAUCUGUCCUUCCUCGCCGUGGGGCUGCCAUGUCCCCCGCAGGGGCUGUGGCGAGCAGAGCGGCUUCCCCAAACCCACAGACCAGCCUCUCCGACAGCACCCCUGCACCUGGCCCCGGGGAGGGGGGACUCCGCCCCAGGCAGGACGGCCGAGAGGCCGCACAGAACAGCGGUUUUCCGGGACGGAGGCAGGACGCCACCACGGACACAAACAAGCCUUUAACCCGGUGGUGCGUGUUGUUCGGGGAGCCCUGACCACGGCGACGUCUCGGGAACCGGGUGUGACGACAAAUGACACGGACGACGCGGGACUCGGCGGCGGGGCUGGGAGAGGCGGCGGGCGCGGGAGGGUCAGGCCUCGGGGUCGGGAGGCCCCCGGAGCGGGGGACGUGCCGACCGCGCUCGGUGUAGAAGGGAAGAAGGAACAACCGGGAGCGCCUUCACCGGAGGCCGCCUGGGCAGCGAGUUGGAAGAAACUUGAUUCUCAACAAGCCUGAGGCUGUAAUUAAAGCUCGUUAUUACCCCGUGAGGUUUUGCCACUCACGGUGCAAAGAUUUUAAUCCAAUACAGAAACUACAUGAGAUCACCUCUUUCGUGUUGUGGGUGGCAGAGCUUCACGCUGCAGAAAAAGCAAGCAGGCUCUCAACAGGAGAGAGGCUGAUCUGCGAACAAGAUGGCGACUCGUGCGGACAAAGCCAGGUGCGGCUGGCCUGGUGCUUCCGGGACACACAGGCUCCUGCCCCAGCAGAGUCCCCUCCAAGUCCUACGGAAGAGACGUUCAAGGACUUUACAGCCAGACCCUCCAUGUGGGGGAUGGCAGAAGAGGGGCCCCAAGAACCAGCGGCUCCACCAGGUCCUGAUCCUGACCCUGGGGGAGCGCUCGCUGGCUGUGUUCGGGGAGGAGACCCCCCUGCUUUUGACGGACGGUGAAGUUUCACAUGGAGGCAAAAGUAAACAUGUUGCUUUCAGUUGUGGCAAGAAAGAACUGCCAUGUUCCGACGAAACGGAUGGGACCCUCCAAAGACACGAACCUCGAGAACUGACUGAAGCAGCAGCAGAAGCUACGGCCAGCCUCACGCUGCACGAACUGACACCCCCGUCGCAGUCUUGCACACACGCAGGCGGCGGGGAGCUCUUCCUGACUCAACUCUGUGCGACCAGCUCUGCCCGGAUCCAAAGCCCGUCAGAAACACCACAGAACUGCGGCAGGACCCCUAGGAAUACAGCUGCAAAAUUCCUCGACAAAGAGAGAGUGAAUGGAGUCCGCUGUUGCAGAAAAAGGGUUCUACAGCACGACCCCGUGGAGUUUACCCCAGGACGGCAAGAAAAUGAUAAACUGGGCAGUGGCUGUGCCCGCAGCGGUCGCCCCCCGCCGCCAAGCAGGGUCGCGCCGUCCUUGGGAGCCAGGCCCGCAGCCUGGGCUGUGCCGGCCCCUUGAGACCCAGCCGGUGGAGGCAGCUCCGUCCUCCUGAUGAAAACAAACGGUGGCUGGAAGGCGUCAUGUGUUGUGCCGGCGGAGAGUGGGGCCCAGGACUCGCAGGCACUUCUAAGGGAUAAAAUCUGGACUCAGGCCAGCGGCAGGUCAAAGGCACGGCAUGAACAGGCCAGAACCUCAGUCCCGGGCUGGAUCCAGAAUCCAGAAUCUCAGGCAGUCUCUCCCUCGUGGUGCGGCCUGGAAGCCGGUGGGAAUUACGCCGCAGCCUGGGGCCCCGGGGAACCAGCUCCCCCGCCGCGGCCAGGAAGCCUUUCCCCAAGUUCUCGGAGCGCCGCUGUGUCGCACAACAUAGGUGUGAACUGCACGGGUCUGUGUACACCGGAAUUUUCAAAAAUCAAUACAAGACAGUGCUGUAAACGCAUUUUCCUUAUGAUUUCUUAGUAACGUUUUCUUUUUUCUGGCUUAUUUAACUGGAGGAACAGACCUAAUACAUGCCUUACUGUCGUUACGCUAUGAAGCUUCUGGCCAACAGACGGCUAUUAGCAGUUAAGUUUUUGGGGAGUCAGAAGUCACGCAUGGAUUUUCCUGCAGAGUCGGCUCCCUGAAACCUCACGCUGUCCGAGCGUCGACUGUACCUGGACGGGGUUUCCACGGUCCUGUGAGGACAGGCCCACCUCCUCCCACAGGCCACAGAGCAGACACCCGCUCUCCGCGGCAGCUCCCUCCGCCGCCUGAGCUGGCUUCCGUGACGCUCGGGGAGGACAGCAUCACCUGUGCUUGCCUGGAGCCUCCCUGGCUCUGAGACCCCUCACUCCAGCCCACACAUGUCCACCCCACGUGGACGGCUGUUAGCAGUUCGUGGGAACGCAGGGUCCACCACCAUCACUGGGCUUCCUCUUCGUGGGAAGCAUCCGUGGCCUGUCUGACCGUCUCAUAACUUGCAUUUUCCCGGGGACGAGGGGCGUGCAGAGCCCUGAAGCACACAUCACCAUUUUACACAGAACGAGCCAGGCUGGGUGGGUCCACGAAUCUGCACGUGCGGCAGGCCUCAGAGCUGUACCCCGAAAAGAGGAAAACAACCGGUUUUAUUUUACUAACAGCUGUGUUAACCUGGGGGCAACUAAGUGUUCUCACCCGUAAGUGUUUUUUCCAGGCAUCUGUUUACGAGACAAACUCCGAGACACAGAGGGGCUCGCACACACGCACACCGAGCCCCGAGGGCUUCUACUGCUCUGCCAACGUGGAGACGGGCCAGGGGGGAGGGAUCCGCCUGCGGUCCCCUGCUCCCUUCGGAAGCCCCGCAUCUCUCCGUGUGGACAACAGCGGCCACGGGGUCAGGAGAUACCCCCUCGUGGAGUUUUGUCUUUGGAAACUUGAGAAGAAAUGAGCCAGAGCGGGGCUGAGGCUGGGCACAUGGGCCCCGUCCCAAGCACCGUUUCCGGCACCGCAGACUGCCCUGCAGCCUGCGGGAGCCCGGAGGUUGGGAGGCCGGCAGGAUGGGGCCUGAGGGUUCAACAGCCUCUCAGAAAUUCACCCGACGACAGUUCCAGAGCUUUUAGACUGUGGAUGAAUCUUGUUUUAAUUUGAUGCUGUGUGGGGCGUGUGGGGGAAAGGGCCCAGCAGGCGGUGAGCGGGGACCGGGGGCGCCAAGGAAGGCCAGUGACCACUCCCAGCACCGUUGCCCCUCCUGCUCAUCCGCACUGUCUCCCUGGACUCGGGCUGCGGUGGGCACCACACACGGGGCUGGUCCGGCAGACACACAGCUCUGGAGGCCGGUGUCGGAGCCCCGAGAGCUGCUGCUGCCGGGAGCCACCUUCUUCCGCAAGCUCUGCCGUCACUUCUGACAAGGCCACUGGUCCCAUCACAGGGGCCUCACCCCAUGGCCUCCUCUAACCUGAUUGCCUCCCGAAGGUCCCCCAACUCUGCUGUUGAACGUGGGGGACACAGACAUGCCGCCGUGACAGGCACACGCUUCAUCUCCAGUGUGGGGGUGCUGAGAGCGCUGCUCCGUGGCCACCCCCAGACCCCUAACUGCCCCCAAGCUCCUGAGCGUGCAUCCGGCUGCCCACAGGCAUCUCCCCUUGGUUAUGGGACUUGUGUAGUUUCACUGAAGGAUGCAGCAAGCUACACACGUGUAUACACAGCUGGAGAAACUCACCCACGUGUGCACGCCCGAGCCACACACCACUCCUGGUUCUGAGCUGGCCACCCCUGCAAGUUUCCUCGCGCCUGGGCCGCCCCCCAUCCCCAACACAGGCAACCGCCGGUUCACUUUCCGUCACAAGUGGCGGCCGGCAUUUCCUAGGGGCUGUGCACUCGGGGUGCUCACGCCCACCCUCCUCCUCUCUGCUGUCCUGCGCUCCGUCAACCACGCGUGCUUUUCCACGCGCCUGCGGAUGGGCCCGCGGGCAGCCCAGGGCGUGUGGUCUCUGUGCAGACGGAGCACGUGGCGGGGAGCGGGGGUGGGUACGUCGGGUGCAGAACAGGAGCUCCUAGAAGACGGCUCUGCUGUCCCAAGGUUCUUUCUGCGCCGG